Messenger RNA from Penicillium verhagenii, 948 nucleotides. RefSeq names its product glycoside hydrolase family 16 protein. Lineage: Eukaryota; Fungi; Ascomycota; Eurotiomycetes; Eurotiales; Aspergillaceae. Gene Ontology annotation, biological process: carbohydrate metabolic process. The coding region runs from base 1 to 948 and encodes 315 amino acids. Gene Ontology annotation, molecular function: hydrolase activity, hydrolyzing O-glycosyl compounds. The transcript has a single exon. The record is from RefSeq and is a predicted model, not a curated record.
AUGCCAUUCAGACAAGCACUUCAGGGUAUUAUCAACAAGGCAGACAAGGCCUGGGGGGAAAUAAGCCAUCAAUCCCCCGAGUCAGCCAACCAGCCACCACCUAUUCCAACCUCUACCAAACCACCACCAGCCUAUCAACAAGGGCAACACUCACAACCCCAAAUCUACUGGCAGCCCAACCUACACCCCGAAGCACCAGUAUCCACCAAUUUCUACCACGAACAAGGCCAACAUGGCUGGGGCAACAACGAAUCCCAAAACUACAUCUCCAGCCCGCAGAACUCCUUCCACUCAAACUCAAACCAAGGCGAUGCCGUGAUCGUCCGCGCCCUAAUCAACCACGGCCAUCCAGACCCUGGCCAAAAAUUCACCAGCGCCAGACUCUCAAGCCACCAAACCCUCAGCCGACCACGAGGCUGUCUAUCGGCCAGAAUCACGGCGCCCGUGGCCCGUGGUAUCUGGCCCGCCUUUUGGCUGCUGCCUAAAGACCCCUUCAAGUGGCCUGAGGACGGCGAAGUCGAUAUCAUGGAAGCGUGGAAUGGCGAUGCGGUUAAUCAUACCUGUUUGCAUUGGGGCCACUUUAACGGCGAGGACUGGAACAAGCAUCGUGUGCUGGAAACUCCCAUUCCUAAUAUUAGUUCGCCGGGGGGCGUGAGGUAUGAUUUUAUUUGGGAUGAGGAUGAAUCGACGGGCCGGGGGCGUUUGGUCUGGCUGAUUGAUGGGAGGCCGAUUAUGAGGGCUGAGAAGCCGCCCGGCACGAGGAAGAUGAGCGAGUUUAGAAUCCUUAUCAAUAUUGCUGUUGGGGGCAAUGUUUGUCAGGGGAAUAUGCCUGAUGAUGGAUGCUAUGAGACGGUGGUUCGGGAGUUGGCUAUGUGGGAUGCGCCGCCUGGUGGCUGGAAUGAGUUUGAUAGGGCUUGGAGGGAUUCCAGAGAUGGAAAGACCAUGUAA